CAUUAUCACCUUGAGUUCUACAAAUGAAGGUAUGUGGAGAAUGAAUAAGGAAAAUGCAAGGAAGGGAUGUUUAUAUUGUCAAUGUUCAACCGAUCCAUAGGGGACGAAUCCUAAUAUUUGGGGAUAAAUAAUUAAAUAAGAUGAAUAUAUGUAUUGUGUACAUAAUUGGAAAUUAAAACAAAAUCCUGCUUUAAAUAACAUGUUUUUUUAUUUAAUGAAAUGUAAUAUUUUUAUAUUAUCCCACGCACUUCUUCACCUGUUCAUGAUCCACCAGAUAACCAGGAUGUGGUGCCUUUUGAAACAUCUUCUCCUACAACAUCAUGUACGACACCGGGCCAUCCACAUGAUAUAUCUCAAAAUCCAGCGGAGGGACCUAGACAGCCACACUUGAAGAUAUUUCCUCGAACAGUACAUGGUGAAAAGAGGAGGGCCUUCAGCAAGACAUGGUAUUCACAACACAAAUGGCUGGAAUAUUCUCAAAGUCGGGACUCUGUCUAUUGUUUUGCAUGUAGACACUUUUCCCUUCCAAAUGCUUCUGAAACUCCUUUUACAUCACAUGAAGGGUACUCAAACUGGAAGAAGGCAAUGUAUAAAGAUGGAGGUUUUAAGGGGCAUGAGAAAUCUGAAGGUCAUACGAAUGCCAUGUAUGCUUGGAGUGAACAUAAGAAAAACAUUUUGACAGAUUCAUCUGUGCGUGAUGCUUUGGACAAGGCAUAUAAAAAAAAAGUAGAGGAAAAUCGCAUAUAUAUCAAAACUGUUGCUGAAGUACUUCUCCUUACAGCUAUGCAAAACCUCUCCCAAAGGGGGCAUCUUGAGACAGAUACAUCACAAAACAAAGGGAACUUUUUAGAGUUAAUGGAACUUCUUUCUAAGCAUAAUCCACUGAUUGCAAAAAAAAAUGAAAGCUGCAGGAAAUGCAAAAUAUACCAGUAACACCAUUCAGAAUGAAGUAAUCGAAUGUCUGUCAGAGAUGGUACGUGAAGACAUUAUCAGAGAAGUAAAGGAGAGUGAGUACUUCUCUGUGAUUGCAGAUGAAACAAAAGCCCUAAAGAAAACAGAGCAACUGACAUUAGUACUAAGGUAUUACUACAAUGGGGCUGUUCAAGAGAGUUUUUUAGAGUUCCAGAGAGCAAGUCAGCUAGAUGUGGCAGGGCUCACUCAAAAUAUAUACAGUGUCUGGAAAGGUAUGGCCUUGAAUAUAGAUCCAAUCUUGUAGGCCAAGGAUAUGAUGGGGCGUCAGGAAUGGCAGGGAAAUGCAGGGGUGUUGCAGCCAGGAUCAAAACAGAGGCAAAACAUGCAUUUUAUGUACAUUGCAAUGCACAUUGCCUUAACCUUGUUAUCGUUGAUGCAGUGAAAGCAGUCCCUGAAGCACACUGCUUUUUUUCAUUGUUGCAGAAAUUGUAUGUCUACAUGUCAGGUUCAUAUGUUCACCAAAAAUGGAUCACAGUUCAAAAAGACAUGUAUCCAGAGGCUCCUAGAGAGCUUCAGAGACUCAGUGAUACCAGGUGGGCAUGUCGUUACAGUGCAUGCAAAACUGUAAUGGACAGAUUACCAGCUAUAUUAAGAGUGCUACAUGAGAUAGAUUUAGAGAACAGCGGUGACAAAUCAGUGGAGGCACGGGGUCUGUUGGCACAAAUUGACCUCACAUUUAUUGGCAAUUUAUCCACAUUUAGAAAAAUUCUAGGGGAAAUUAAGUUGCUUUCUGAUGUACUUCAGUCUCCAUCUCUUGAUCUAGCAAAGGCUGUAGACCUAAUUCAUGCACUUCAAGACACCUUGGACCAAUAUAGAAGUGAAUCCUGUUUUGAUGAGCUGUGGCAAGACGCAAUGGAUAUUGCAGAACAGUGUACUGUUGCCUCUGAGACAGUUAAGAGAAGGGUGCAGAGAGAGAGCCUCAGGCUAAAGGGUUAUUUUGUAGAUUCUCCAAUCGGGCAACACAGGUGUAAGGAGGAUGACAAGGACAAGUUUAAGAGGGAAGUAUUUUACCCCAUUCUUGACCAUGUACAUGCAGAGAUGGAGAAGCGCUUCAACAAGACCAAUUGUGAUAUUAUGAGGGGUAUACAGGCACUAAACCCCAAGAGUAAGAGCUUUUUGUCAGAGGAAAUAGUUGUAAGCUUGGCUGGUCUGUAUGACUGUGAUAUUGAAGACCUCAAACAUGAGCUGUAUCAAGCUAGAAAGGUUGUUCAAAGGAGAGCAGGGUGUGGGAAUGAACUCUCCAGUAUUUUGGGGUUUACUACCUUCCUAGAGCCUUACAAAGAGGUGUUUCAUCAGCUUUUUCGUUUAUGUCGAAUAGCUUUAGCUUUACCUGUCAGCAGUGCUACUUGUGAACGUAGCUUUUCAGUGCUAAAGCUUAUAAAAAAAUCAUCUACGAACAACUAUGACUGAUGAGAGGCUUAGCAAUAUUGGAGUUUUGAGUAUUGAGAGGAAAAGGGCAAUAUCAUUAAGCCUGGAUGACUUUGUAACACGUUUUGCCACCCGUCACCGUAACAGGCGGAUCUACCUAUUCUAAGUCAUUGAUAAUAUUUAAUGAAGCAUAGAGUAGGUACUUGAGUAAAUGUUCUCUUUCAAAACAUAAAUAUUUUGCAACUACAAGUGCUGCUGUUCACAAAUGUUUUUGUACUUCUUGUCUUCUUAACAUGUAACAGAGUCUUAUUAAAAGUUCAGUAUAUUUUAAUAAGUUUAAAUAAGUUUGCAUUGCAUUGGCUAAUUUGCCAAUUGUAUGUUAAAAAUGUUUGUAGUUUAAUGUUCAAAAAUGUUUUAGCCCAAAACAUAUGUGCACUAUUUGUCAGUAAAAAUACUUGUCCUUGAAUGCUGA
Molecule: messenger RNA, 2812 nt
Organism: Haplochromis burtoni (Burton's mouthbrooder)
Lineage: Eukaryota; Metazoa; Chordata; Actinopteri; Cichliformes; Cichlidae
Exons: 2
Coding region: 1243-2382 (379 amino acids)
Molecular function (GO): protein dimerization activity
Source: RefSeq, a predicted model, not a curated record